This is a messenger RNA of Schistosoma rodhaini, 457 nucleotides long. Lineage: Eukaryota; Metazoa; Platyhelminthes; Trematoda; Strigeidida; Schistosomatidae. The record is from the annotation of a GenBank genome assembly.
UGAGUAUAAAAGGGGAUUAAAUAAAUAAAUAUUUAUAUUUAGAAUUUUCAAUAUUUGAGAAACAAAAGAGCAACUUGAUAUUUGACUAAAGAUGAAAUACAACUGCUUACAGAAUACUUCACUACUGGCAGUCAUAAUGAUGAUGAUGUUAAUGAUCAAUGUUAAUUAUUCACAUGCAAUUCAUGCAAACCAUUAUGACGAUAAUGAUCUAGUAACUGAUUCACUUGAUGAUAACGAAUACGAGGAGGAAGAUGGAGCUGGUGAUUAUGAUGAGAAUGAAGAUACCUAUGAAAAUGAAGGAGUAUUAAAUGAUCCACAAUUCUAUAGAAGAGGACAUUAUAACGAAUAAGGUUUUUAUAUUUGGCACGACUGGUUACCAACCAUUCAGGAUUGUAUCUUUUAAAAUGUAACAAAUAACAGUUUGAUAUCUUACAGUGAAUAAAUAUGUAAUAGUGUA